This is a messenger RNA of Brassica rapa (field mustard), 6134 nucleotides long. RefSeq lists its product as uncharacterized. The record is from RefSeq and is a predicted model, not a curated record. NCBI's taxonomy places the organism in Eukaryota, Viridiplantae, Streptophyta, Magnoliopsida, Brassicales, Brassicaceae.
GAUUAUUUAAAUUUGUGUAUAAUAAUUUGAAUAUAUUACCGUAACAUAUAACAUAUUAUAUUUAUAACACAUACUUCAUACAUCAUAAAAUGUGAAAUAGUUGCAAAAUUUAUUUUAAAAAGAAAAAUACAAUAAUUAAUUAGCUACAGUCUUCCUAAAGAAAUGAAAUCAUGAUUAUAAAAAUUAAUGCUGCUACAUUCAAAAAUAUAUCUUUUGUUAUUUUGUAAGGUGAGUGUUUUAAAUAAUGCUAAAUUGGUAUUAGUUAUGGGUUAUGGAUGUAAACAAAAUUUUAGCUGUAAAGGUAUUCUACAGUGCAACUAAUCACCUUUUUAUAUAAAUAUUAUGAUGUUUGGAUUUAAUUGAAACCAGUGUUUUGAAAUCCGACCUAGACCCGCGGUUGAACCGGUAAAUUUGGUGACCCAGAAAAAAUUCCGGUUUGGGUUUUGUAAAAAAUCCAAUAUUUAGAAACCCGCAAAACCCCGCAAAAACCCAUUAAAAUCCGGAACUUGAUAUCGAUUGAACUAUUGAUUGAACCAAUAAAUAACUUAAAAAAAAAGUCUUUAGAUGAUUAUGUUGUAUAUUCUAAGUUUCCAAUUAAGAAGUUCGGUGCUGAUAAAAAAAAAGAGUUAGGUUUUCCCUUUUCAAUUUUAUAUUUGUAAUUUUUAGAUUUUGAUGAAGAUUUCAUUAUGUCACCUAAAAAAAAUGAAGUGAAAGAUGGUAUAAAAAACAAAAUUAGGUGACGUGAUUUGGUGUUAGUUUACUUCCGUUAUUGACUAUUUAUUACAAUGAUCUUUUACUUUUGGUUUAUUUUAAAUUUAAAGUUUAAUUUAUUAUUCACAGUAGACAUUUAAAUAUUUAUAAAUUUUAUAUCUUGAUUUUUUUAGAUUCAUAACUCUUACUUUGUUACACAAAACUUUAAAUAGUCUAAAUUAUUUUUUGAUAUUUUGUAUGUCAAAUGAAAAUAAAAAUAUAAAAACUAAAGUGAAGUAUUUUCUAAAUACUUUUUAAACAUAAAAUAUUCACAUAUCCAAACUAUUAUUUUAUGUUUUAAAAAACAUAUAGAAAAUAUUAAACUUUAGUUUUAUAUAUUUAUUUUCAUAGCUAAUAUAUUAUUAUAUAAUAAAUUAAUUUAUUUAUUAAUCCGCGGUCGAUCCAGUGACCCGGUAAGUCGUCUGAGUCAUGUUUAAAAACAUUGAUUGAAACCAAUGUUGGAGGUUUGUUUAGACACUUAGGGCACCGUUAGUGAAGGUAUCUCACUAAGUGUCUAUCAAUUAAAAUAACAAAAAGAAUUGAAAUGGUAGAAAAGAGAACGAUAAUUUGUUAGGAUCAAUUGUUUAUAAAGGUACUGCAAACAAAAUAGUGAGAGAUGAUUCUACACAUGUCAACCCCACAACAGCUUAAUUAAACUAAAACAAAUAAAACAUAAAUAGAGAAUUUAAUAUGAGAAACCAAUGAAAGCUCUCACAGUUGCCCAUUCUCUUAUAUCUCGUCUUUGUAGAUCCGUCUUUGUAUAUUCAUGGAUAUUAUAUGCUGUUUAUAAAUAAAUAAAUUUAAAAUAUAAAAUUAAUUUAGUAUUUGUAAAAAAAAAUAAUUAUAUUUUUUUCAAAUAAAUGCUAAAACAAUAUUAAAAAGACUAAUUCUAAUUUCAUGAAAGAAAAUAAUUUUGUACUCCAAGUUAUAAAACUCUCAAAAUUCAUUACAAAUAAAUGUAAUUUUUAAUUUUUUUUUCUGAGUUACAAACCCAAAUUUGUUUACCCCAUAGUCAAAAAUAACUAAUUGGUAUUCAUUUUAGUCAUCACAACAACCUGACCUAGUCGGUCCAUCCUCCAAGGUUUUUGUUCUGCUGCGUAAACUUUUGUUUACAUGUGUUAUAAUGUCAUGUAUGUCUAUUUAGGGGUGCAAUAGAUGUAGUAGAGAACUUUCUAAAUUCUUUUAGACUUGUUCAGGAUCAAGAAUAAGCUAUUCCACCAUGUUUUCUGUUGUAUUCUGUCUUUCCUUCUUUUCUCUUAUUUUCGGGUUCUUCACCAGUGACUUAGGUGACCCGCUCUGAUACCAAUUAUUGAUGUAAAGGAGACACCACAAUAGUACUGCAGAAAGUAAUCCGAGAGACAAAACACUACAAGCAAACACUUAUGCUUUAUUAGAAUCUCUUUUAAACAAUUUAUUACAAGAUCUGCUUAAUUCAGCUUUUACACGUCUAGUGUUAACACCCUAACACACGUAACUGAAAGAUUCCUAAGCUACAAUGCUUCUUUUGUCUUCCAUCAGUACUUCAACAACUACUUCAGUACGACUAAGACCACGCUCAAGAGUUUUUCUCUCUCUAUAAAAUCAGUCUCUAUGUCGCUGUCUUUUUCGACAACCCUCAGAGCUAUUUUAUCAUUAACUCCACGUUCUACAAUGUAUUUUCUCCAAAGCAUCAAGAAUAUCGAUAUCUUCCAAAACAAUAAGUGCAACUUUUCUUUUCUUGGCAUUGUACUUAUUGCACUUUCUUUAAGUCAUAAAUUUGAUACCUAAGUUUAUUCUUCUUGUCUUUUCUUCAAGAUACUCUCUUACUCUCCAAGUCUACACGACUCCAGCUUAGCACCUUAACUCCGUAUAAUUUUUAUCACUCAACAUAACAUCUGUUUCAGCAACUAUGUCAGCGACUAAUUCAGGACACACAUCUUAUAUCUUCAUGCUUCUCAUCCAAACCCUCCGAUUUUGUCUUGGCCUCGAUAGAACUUAAAAACAAAAAACAAUGAAUCGUAUGUCCAAAACAUAUGUAUAUAUAUAUAGAAAGUCACAACUUCACGUUUUGGGCUUACCUAAAAGAGAGCCUCAAGGCCCUCAACUAUAUUCUUUUCUAAGAAAUAUAUAUAUCGGAUCGAUUUUCUUUUUUCAAUAAUAACUUGAAUGUAACAAAAGCAGCUCCAAGUCCAACCAUACAUUACGUCGUAAAAGCCAUAUAAUCAGUUUAUGUAAAGAUACUACCAUAUUCGAAUCACCCCGCCCGUUUGAUACAAAAUAAUGAGAAAUAAUUAGCCUUGUGAAAUUUAGUUAAAUUACUAGACAUAAAUACUUUUAAAAUAAUAAUAUAAAUGGUAUGCUUUUUUUGAACUUAAUAUAAAUGGUAUGUUCUAAACACAAAAUGGAUGAGUUCGAUUAUUCGUCAUAUUUUUAAACCAGCGGAUGCUAUUUUGAUUGAGUUGACUCUGGCAAAAUAGCAGCCAAGCUCACAUUUCUUAUUUAUUUGGAUGUUUGACUCUUACUCAUAAAGCUUUUAACUCAAAGAGUAAAUGAUAUACAGAUCUUCCCCAGAAAUACAUUAUGGUAAAAGAUUCUAAAGAGACAAAACUUAUAAGUGACAGGAAUUUUUGAAUUAUUUACAAAAUGGCAGAGGGAUUACCCAUUACUUGAUUAUAAAUGGGCUAACAGAAGGAUCAUCAAUAUAUGCAUGUGUCCCUACGAGGACUGCACCCACUUACUUCCCCAACUUAUAAUUAUUAUCUUAAGAUUAGUAUAUUAAAUUCGUAUAAAGUUGCAAUAUAAUGUCGCUGGAAUCUUAUAAUAUUGGUCAACAUACGUACGAUUCAAUUUAGCAUGUUUCUUUCAAAAGGAAAAAAAAGACGAACUAAGCAUGCUUUGGUUAAAGCAAUCCCUCAAUUUUGAGAGACAAUAUGAUUGUGUUUUAAAGAAUAGACACUCUCGAGGCUCGACAAUUUAAUUUCACAACUUGUACUAUGCUAUAAUAAUGUUUUGUAUCAAUAAACUCGUUUUGUUUUCCGCAAAUUGAUAGUUUUUUGUUGUUGUAUAUUCUUCUUCUUCCAGCUUGAAGAGAAGAUUAAAUUAUAAGCAUAGACUGCAUAGUUUUAAUCUCUGAUUAAAGAGACUACGUACCGUAAACUCCACAGCUUCUUAAAUACAAAAGAUAAGUGAUCAUAUAAUAAUAGGGACCUAUCUAUAAUAAUAUAUUUGCUUUGAGAAUUAAUAAGAUAACAGUUCACUAUUCCACAAGUAACACUGUGGAAUAAAAGAUGUUAUCCCCUACAUAUUUUCUUAACUGCAACAUGCAUGGAAUAUAAAUAUUAAUAUAGUAUUCUACAUAAACUGUGAAAAAACGAAAAAAAAAAACUAAAAGGAAGUGGAAAGAGAGGGUAAUAAAGUUUGAACUCUGGUCCCUUUCUUCAAACCAAAGAAUGAUCACCACAAAACCAAGUUUCCCUAUACAUUAUUACUCUUCUCACAUAUAUAUGAAGUUUACUUCUCCUUUUCUCUCUUCUUUUAUCCAUUUACUUCUUACAAAUCUGCAAAACUUUGAUACAUGAAUCUUCUGAUUUCAUCAUAAACCAUGUAUUUAUAUUACCUUAUGUACCCACAUGCCCAAAAAUUUGGCAACACUCAACCCUAAUAAAUUUUCUUGAUCCAUUCUUUAUUGCUUCUGAUCACAUCUGGGUUUCCUUAGAGAGAGUGAUUAUGUGUUUGUUGGGAGAUGUGUCAGAAACAUCAAGAAGACGAACAACAAUAAGAAAGCGUAUUAAAUGUUAAGUCUUUUGAAUCACUCAAGAAGAAGAAAACAACACCACAUCAGAUGCUUUCAUCAUCAUCAUAACCGAGUCCACACCAGGUUUCAUUCAAGUCCGUUAAGAUGGUCUUUUCUAGAUUUCUCAGACUGAUUCUGUUACUCUCCCUCGUCUCUUCUUCCUUCUCCUACACCACUUCUCCCUCCAAUUCUACUGCCUCAGAUCAAACUCUCCGGCCUCAAGAAGAGAUACAGAAGCUGAAACUGAUUAGAAAUGAGCUUCUCAAGAUCAACAAGCCCGCCGUUAAAACCAUUCAAAGCUCAGACGGAGAUACAAUAGAUUGUGUUCCGACUCAUCAGCAACCAGCUUUCGAUCAUCCUCUCUUACAUGGACAGAGACCAAUGGAUCCGCCUGAGAUGCCCAAAGGAUAUAGCAAAGAUGAUGAAUCGUAUGAAGAUUCUCAGCUGUGGAGUUUAACCGGAGAGUCAUGUCCAGAAGGUACGGUUCCUAUAAGAAGAACAACGGAACAAGACAUGUUACGAGCAAGUUCUGUUCGGAGAUUUGGUCGGAAAAUCAGGCGUGUGAGGAGAGAUUCCACAAGUAACGGACACGAACAUGCGGUAGGAUACGUAUCCGGAAGACAAUAUUACGGAGCAAAAGCGAGUAUAAACGUGUGGUCGCCAAUAGUCACUAGCCAAUACGAGUUCAGUCUCUCUCAGAUUUGGGUUAUUGCCGGUUCGUUCACUCACGAUCUUAAUACUAUCGAAGCCGGUUGGCAAAUUAGCCCGGAGCUAUACGGAGAUACUUACCCAAGAUUCUUCACCUAUUGGACGUCUGAUGCAUACCGAACAACGGGUUGCUACAAUUUGUUGUGUUCCGGUUUUGUCCAAACCAACCGUCGAAUCGCGAUCGGAGCAGCCAUUUCUCCUAGAUCUUCUUAUAAAGGUGGACAAUUCGAUAUAAGAUUAUUGAUCUGGAAGGAUCCGAAGCACGGUCACUGGUGGCUACAAUUCGGGUCGGGUGUAUUAGUCGGGUACUGGCCGGCAUUUCUAUUCACCCAUCUAAGGCAACAUGGGAGCAUGGUCCAGUUCGGAGGCGAGAUUGUGAACACCCGACCUGGUGGUUCACACACUUCGACACAAAUGGGCAGUGGCCAUUUCGCAGGUGAAGGUUUUGGUAAAGCAUCUUAUUUCCGGAAUCUCCAAAUGGUUGAUUGGGACAAUACUCUUAUUCCCGUUUCGAAUCUAAAGAUUCUUGCUGAUCAUCCCAAUUGUUAUGAUAUAAGAGGCGGGACGAGUCGUGUGUGGGGUAACUAUUUUUAUUAUGGAGGUCCAGGAAAAAACCCUAGAUGUCCAUGAAGGAUCAAGAAACGUUCUAUUAUUGUUGUUAUUCUAGCAUGCUGUGCUUUAAUGGAUUUUGGGAGUAGAAGAUUAGGAACUUAAAAGUAUCUCUGCGGCUAGGUGAUUUUGCAAAUAUAAUGUGGAUGAGUUGUUUCUUUGGCAACAAAAAGUUUGGUAGUUUUUACCAAAAAAAAGUUUGGUAGGUUUAUACAUUUUUCCCUUGGAUUUUCUUUUGUUUAUUAUUAAUGAGGAAUGUGGUAUCGCAUAAUGAAUUUUGCAAUGUUUAUGUUUA